UCAAACUCCAUUUUCAGGAAAACAAUUCCUGUCCUGAUCACUGUUGGACUUAUGCACUGAGUCCUAAAGAUUCUUGCAACCAUCCUCAUGACGUCCACUGUGAGGUAUGUGACGACCUACGUCUUCUGCUAAAUGAAGUUGAGUUCUCCAUAUCAAGUGUCGACACAAAGUACAAGUACCCAUCACAGAAGGACGAAGUAGCAUAUGAUUUUGAGUCCGCCAAGGACCGUAUCAUUGGUCUAAAAAAUCAUCUUGUGCGUACAAUGGCUCAGGAAAAGUGCAAAGAGGAUAUUCUUUCGAACCUUACCUCUUCCCAAGCACUUUUGACUAUGGAUUGGGCAAUGAAGUAUUUGCCGAGACGAUUUAGAGAAGCUCAACAAGAUUGGUUUGGCAAGAAAGGGACAUCCUGGCAUGUGACGGUUGCUGUGAUGAAAUCUGGCAGUGAAUUUGAGAUUUUGUGCUUCGUCCAUCUAAUCCAGCCAUGUGUCCAGAAUUGGUGGAGCGUACUGUUAGUACUAGAAGCCUCGUUGCUUGAGCUGAAACGAAGGCGUCCAAACAUCACCGAAGUCUCUCUUAGGUCUGAUAAUGCAGGAUGUUACCACUGUGCACCUCUUAUCCUGUCUAUGGCAGAUCUUGCUAAAAAAGUGGACAUCAUCAUUUCAAGGUAUGAUUUCUCUGAGGUACAGGCCGGUAAAGACAUAUGUGAUCGUAAGAUAGCACCGAUGAAGGCCCAUAUCGAGCGGUACGUCAAUGAAGGCAACGACGUACUCACUGCUGAAGACAUGCACACUGCCUUAGAGUCAUACAAUGGUGUGAGAGGAUGCUAUGCAUCUGUUCUGAAGAUUGGAGACAUGCCCUCUUCUGAUGAAACUCUGAAAUGGCCAGGUGUCACCAACUUUACCAAUUUCUCCUUUGAGGAAGGUGGUGUGCGCUCCUGGCUCGCUUACAGCAUUGGCAACCAAUUCCAUCCCUACGCUAAAUUGAUCAAGCAACCACCUGGACCACUGAUCACCACUUACACAGUUGGACAUUAUACUGAGCCCAAAGUCUUGACGGGAGCAAUUCGUCAACAAAGGGAUGAUGUUCAGUUCUCCUGUACAGAAUCAAACUGUGUCAAAACUUUCCCCACCGAUGAGCUCCUAACACAUCAUUUGGCAGCUGGACGGCAUAUGUUUCGUCCCCUUAAGGAAUCUCGUCUUGACAAGAUUGCACGUCAGUGGGCUGAAAAGAUUGGCGAGAUGCAAGCUGGCCCUUCUUGUUCCAGUAAAGGUGUUGAGACUGUCGGUUUGGGAACAGCUUCGGCCUCUAUGUCGCAGGCAAUCCUUUCUGGCUGGGCUCGCAAGAUUUCCAAGGCAAGGAAGAGGUUUUCACAGCAAGUGAAGGAUUUUUUGCUAGCUCAGUUCAUGAUUGGCGCCAAUACAGGAAAAAAGGAAAACCCAGAAACUGUGUCCCGGCGAUUGAAAAGUCACUUUCACAGAGAUGACUGCUUGACUACCCAACAGAUAGCCAGCUAUUUUUCACGUCUUGCUCUCCUACACAAAUCUGGGACACUGCCAUCAAAGAGCUGGACUGAUGUGCAAAAUAAUGCUGUAGAAUUGGUAGAAAGGCAGGUUCUCGUGGAUGCUGUACUGAACCAGUGUGAGCUUUGAGGCAUUUAAAUGCAUGAUGCCAUCGGACGCUUAUCAAGUGUUCGUUUUUGAUUAAACAGUCAGUACUACUCUUCCAUUUUUUUAUUUUUGUUAAUCUCAAAAUGUUGAUGUUCCCAAACUACACCUAGCCAAUUAGCUUUCUAAUUGUCUCGUUACCAUCAGGGCUGAUUUUCACACCCCAAAAAUCCAUAAUGGCCAGUACUGCUUUCAACUGUGAUGCCGUUUGAGUAUUAUCUAUGGUGUAAUACUUGUACCACUCUAUCUUGUGUGAAGGUAAAAACUAAAACAUAUUGAACAUAUUCCACUCAUUAUGUCAAUAAAUAAAACCAUUGACACUUAUUGUGUUAUUAUCU
Molecule: messenger RNA, 2002 nt
Organism: Asterias rubens (European starfish)
Lineage: Eukaryota; Metazoa; Echinodermata; Asteroidea; Forcipulatida; Asteriidae
Exons: 3
Coding region: 264-1649 (461 amino acids)
Source: RefSeq, a predicted model, not a curated record